Messenger RNA from Jaculus jaculus (lesser Egyptian jerboa), 2160 nucleotides. RefSeq names its product family with sequence similarity 13 member C (gene Fam13c). Lineage: Eukaryota; Metazoa; Chordata; Mammalia; Rodentia; Dipodidae. The record is from RefSeq and is a predicted model, not a curated record. The transcript is spliced from 14 exons. Bases 96 to 1913 code for a protein of 605 amino acids.
CCAGAGACUUGCCUUGCAAUGCCAUGUUUGUGUGUGUGCUGUAACUCCCGGAGAGCGAGCUGCGAGACAGCCGGCUCCCCCGCCGGGCUCGGCUAAUGUUCUCUUGUUUCUGUUUCAGCCUCCAGGAGAGUACCUUCAGCAGCGCCGCCUUAACCGAGUGUGACGAAGAUACAGUCUCUCUACAUGAAUGCCAGCCUGAUUGUUCCAGUCUCAGAGAUGAAAACAACAAAGAGAACUUCCCAUACACAGGAGCUUGUGUAGCGGAGCUCCUACUGCCCUCUUGUGAAGCCCAGCAGCAUGUAGAGCAGACCCUGCUGGUAGACAGAGUGCUACGACCCAGCAUGGGCAACUUCAAAUCCCGCAAGCCUAAAUCCAUCCUGAGAGCCGAGAGUGGCCACAACCAUGGAGACAGCCAGGUACCACUCAGCUGCUCAGACCUUGGCAACAACGAGGCUUCCUGGGCUCUAGAGGGCAUAGCCCAGCCUGGCAGGGACACAGAGCAUGUGGUGCCCAGCCAGUCAGAGUGCCAGGGCAGAGCAGGCACGCCAGUUCAUGAGAGUCCACAAAACAACAUCUUCAAGUGCCAAGAAACAGGAAGACCUCAACCGAGAAUAGACCAGAGGACUGCCAUUUGGUCAAAGGAUGCUUUUGAAACUCAGCAGGACUUAAAUGAGGAAGAAGUGGCCCAGGCGCAGGAACUUAAGGACCCAGUCCCAGAGCCCGCCCAGAGCGCGCCUGCCAAUGAAGAGGACUUUGCAGACCCCAUGCCAGUGUACAAAGACGAGCAGAUUGAGGCUGACGGCACACCUGAAGACCUCAUGUCUGUCGGGACCAGCAGGCUGUUGUACCACAUCACGGAUGGUGACAACCCGCUGCUGUCACCACGAUGCUCUAUCUUCAGCCAAAGCCAGAGAUUCAACUUGGACCCUGAGUCGGCCCCGUCUCCACCCAGCAGUCAGCAGUUUAUGAUGCCCCGGACUGCUUCUCGGUGCAGCGGUGGCGAUGGCAAGGAGCCACAGACCAUUGCCCAGCUCACCAAACACAUCCAGAGCCUCAAGCGGAAAAUUCGGAAAUUUGAAGACAAAUUUGAACAAGAAAAGAAAUACCGGCCUUCACAUGGUGACAAGACAUCCAACCCUGAAGUCCUGAAGUGGAUGAAUGACUUGGCAAAAGGUCGCAAACAGCUCAAAGAACUGAAGUUGAAGCUAUCAGAAGAACAAGGGAGCAUUCCCAAAGGCCCCUCCAGAAACCUGUCCUGUGAGCAGCCCACGGCUCCCAGAGGAAACGGGAAGCCGGGAGCUGCAGGUCCGGAGCCCAGCUCAUCCAGAGAGGAGACUUCAGAAGCUGGGCUGAUGGAGAAGAGUGAGCAGCUUCCUCCCCAAGAAGAAGCGAAGGCAACUAAGCAAGACAAGAACCUCAUAAAGCCUCUUUAUGACCGAUACAGAAUUAUCAAGCAAAUCUUCUCAACGCCUUCCCUUAUUCCAACAAUUCAGGAGGAAGAGGACUCUGAGGAAGAUGGUCCACGUGGAAGCCAACUGCCUUCCUCGCCAGAUCCAGCAUCCUGCCUUCCUGUCGGGGACCACCUCACCUACCCCGAAACUGAGCCUGCUAGGGUCCUGCUGCCAGAUGAAAAGAAAGAAGUGAAACAGCCAGCUCUCUCCAUGUCAAAUUUGCAUGAGGCCACCAUGCCCAUGCUUUUGGAUCAUCUCCGAGAAACCAGGGCUGACAAGAAGAGGCUGCGGAAAGCACUAAGAGAAUUUGAGGAGCAGUUUUUUAAGCAAACAGGAAGAAGUCCACAGAAGGAGGACAGGACACCGAUGGCAGAGGAGUACUAUGAAUACAAGCACAUCAAGGCUAAACUGAGGUUGCUGGAGGUUCUCAUCAGCAAGCAGGAUGUGGCCAAAACAAUCUGAGGCUUGGCUCUAAGACCACCUCCACCCAAGAUAAAGUCACACUUAUUUUCCUCUGCCAUUCUGGCUAAGUGAUUUUGAUGUACUAAAAAUGGAAGCACUUUAGUGGUAACAUUAGCUGUUCUUUAGAAAGAAGUGAGAGUAUAAUUAUAUAUAAAAAGGGAUUAAAUAGGGGAAAAUGUAACAGGUAACCUGUAAUUAAGAGAAAAAAAUUCCACCUUCUCCAUGUCAAGGAGACUAACCUGUAUUU